GUCUAUCUUGAGUUACUUAUACAACUUUUUGGUUGCACGCUCGCUCCUCUGGGCGUCAUAAACAUAAUGGGACACGUAUCUGUCUGUGCAUUAUUAUAAACGAUAACGCAUAUCGCUUAAUUUACGUUGCCUAACUAGCUACAGUAUUCCUCUUAUUUAAAACAUACAGAAUAUGUGCACAUUAAAGUAGAGGAACACGUUUUGAUGCUUGCUUCCUGUCCGCGUUAGCUACUGUGGUUUAUACAGCAAGAAGCUAGCUAUCUAUCUGGUAUGGAAUCCAUUGAAUGUACGCGUGGCUGUCCAAACACCUCAAAAAUCAAUGAGGAUUUGGUCAAAGAUGAUUUUACACCCUCGAAGCUCGGAACAAAAGAAUACUGGGAUGGUGCGUACCAGAGGGAAUUGCAGACGUUUAAAGACAUUGGGGACGUCGGUGAGAUAUGGUUUGGAGAAGAGAGUAUGGACCGUGUGCUGCUGUGGAUGGAAAAAGAGGAAAUCCCAGAAGAUGCUGCUAUACUUGAUAUUGGCACAGGGAAUGGUGUCCUCUUAGUAGAACUGGCCAAAAGUGGAUACACAAAUCUCACAGGAAUAGAUUAUUCUGCUGCCUCUGUUAAACUUGCAAGAAGUGUACUGCAGACAGAAGAAUUUUCUAAUGUGGAAGUCAAGGAGGUGGACUUCUUGAGCUGCUCUGGAGAGUUGCGCGGCUUUGACGUAUGCAUCGACAAGGGCACAUUUGACGCCAUAAGCCUGAACCCAGAGAACACUGAGGAGGGAAAAGCAUGUUACAUCCAAUCCCUGAGAGGGGCACUGAAGGAGGAGGGGCUAUUCGUCAUCACUUCCUGCAACUGGACUAAGGAACAGCUACUACAGAUGUUCAGCCAAGGGUUUGAUUUUGUGAAAGAGCUACCAACACCCCACUUCCAGUUUGGUGGCAAGACUGGCAACAGUGUGACCGCAAUAAUCUUCAAACGACUACACUGACUUUUGCCCUUGAGCAAAACACCAUUCUGAAAUGUUGUUUUUAUGGACUUAUUCCUCAAUUAAAAAGUUCCUUUUUGUGAAAUGUUUUUGAGAUAGGACAACACCAACAAUCAGUAUUCCACCAAAUAAAUACAAGUUAUUUGUCUUGCACAUUGA
Salvelinus fontinalis (brook trout) is the source of this 1134-nucleotide messenger RNA. RefSeq names its product EEF1A lysine methyltransferase 2 (gene eef1akmt2). Bases 271 to 978 code for a protein of 235 amino acids. Gene Ontology annotation, biological process: peptidyl-lysine monomethylation; peptidyl-lysine dimethylation. NCBI's taxonomy places the organism in Eukaryota, Metazoa, Chordata, Actinopteri, Salmoniformes, Salmonidae. Gene Ontology annotation, cellular component: cytoplasm. Gene Ontology annotation, molecular function: protein-lysine N-methyltransferase activity. The record is from RefSeq and is a predicted model, not a curated record. The transcript has 6 exons.